AGUCGUGUGCUUGGUUUCAAGCGAGCAAAACUCGCAAACACAAGCACAUUCGAACGCGACAUGCCAGACACGGUGCAUGUUGUGGACGAGGACGAUGACGACGAGCAAGCCACCAGCAAGCAGCGGCGGCAGCAGGAGGACGAGGAGCAGGAGCAGGAGCAGGAGCAGGAGCAGGAACAGGAGCAGGACGAGCGCGUUGAGGACAGCCAGCAGGACCACGACGACGACUACCGAUGGACGAGCAUGACGACGACGGCGACGACGACGCGAAUGGAACCAAGCCUGACAAGCAAGCAAGACAAGACCGCAACGACAACACGACGGAAGCAGUUCACAGCACCGGGCGACGGCGACGACGAGGACUACGACCACAGCAACGCUGAAGCGCAAGUUGCAAGAACACCGUCGAGAGCAUUGUCCUCAUCAUCACCAUCAUUGAUGCGCGUCGGUAUGACCAGCGCACUGAAUCCGGACUACUCAGAACGACUGCCUAAUGCUGCGGGUUUGGGCGGUCGCAAGAACUUGUCGCUGGAGCGAAGACAAGUUCCCGCCAGUGUCGCUGCCACGAUCACCACGAGUGCCGGCCACAGUGGUGGUGGUGAUGGUAGCAUUAGGACUACACCAGUGCUAAGCGAGCAGACAGAAUCCACAGUCUCGCAGUCGCUCAGUGGUCGACGUGCCGUCCGAGCCGCUCGAGCACCUGCCAAUCUAUCGCAAGAUCGUGCCGACACUGAUGACAGACAUGCCACCCGGAGCACCCAAGAACAACGACGCCACCGACGACAAGAAGACUUGCAACAGCAACAACGAGAAGAAGACUUGGAAGAAGAACAAGGCAUCGACAGAGCACCCAUCACCGCAAACCAUCACUCAAACCAUCACGGGAACGGCGACGAUUCGGCGCACGGAGACGUGCUUGUUGUGCAAGACUCGGAGCCAAUCGAUUCCGCAUUUCUAGUCACGCGCGACCGUCCCCCCGACUUGCAACAGUCCGAGCUCGGAGCCGAGCCCGCAUUGACACUUCCGGAACCCAGACCUUCACACCCAGUACGUGGCUUUUCGAGUUUGCCGAAUCACACAAUAAUAGGUUCAGGGCUCGCACGAGUCAAGCCAAAGACUGCGCAACCACCACGUCAAAGAGCCGCAGACCCCGACCAAUUGCGACACGACGAAGCGGCGGCACAGUGGGACCAGCACGUUGCACCGUCCCACUCUCUCAACGAAUCCAUGAUUGUUCUCGAUGACGAUGCCGGCCACCACGACCUCGGGGUCCUCGAAGCCAAGCAGGACUCGUCCGGGCAGCGCCGAGUGUCGCCAGCUGCCAAAGACCCGAGGCAAUCGUCGUCCUUGAGCAAGUCACAGGACGGCCUUCCUGCCAGCGCCCAGCUGUUUUAUCUGAAAUCCCCCACUGCAGCAGCUGCAACCUCAUCGAGCGGCUCCAAACAUCCGGGUCGGAACUCCAGAGCGAGUGCCUCGCCAACAUCAUCGGCCGCCAGAAAAUCAUCUCGGAGUCCGGCAUCGCCCAUGCUCCGGAUGAGCGACGAAACACUGGACGAUGACGAUGACGAUGCCGACGACAAAAUGUCUUCGCACGCAAACCGGCGCCCCGGCAAGCGGAUGACGCAAGCGGCAGAGUCGACACGGACCGUCGUCACACGCGGCACACGGCAAAGUAACAUCAAAGACAGUUUUGCUGCGGCGAAACCACUCCAUGGUGGCUCGAGUGCCCAGGUCAGCGAGGGCGAUAACGAUGACAAUGCAUUCCAAUCCCAGCAAGGAGGAUUGAAGCGACGCCGCUCGCUACCGUACGACCCGGACUCGCACCGGACCAAAAAGAGCCACUUGGACUCGCUGGAGAGCAUUCCCGCGGACACUGCCGCCAUUGAGCUGCCUGACGGCAAGACAAUCACUGGAAGGGUUGUGUCAAUCACGUUCGAAGCGUCGCGUCUCAGCCUCCUUCUCGUCCCAACCACCGCCCGCUCCGCCAGCACAGGCACUCCCAUUGUUUGCGAUGAUGACGACUCGGCGCUCGACCAAUCCCACAUUGCCACGCAAGACACGGAGCCCCCGCUUUUCCAAGCGCAAACGUCAAACACUCGCGGCGGAGACCUCUUGCAGGUAGUGGUGCCGUUGGCUCAAAUCACGGACUGGAAGUUUGAGCAUCAAACCCGCAAGACCACCAUUCAUGUGCGCCCGAGCAAAGAGCCCAACCAAGAAACCGCUGCCUCGCGCUCGAGCAAAGUUCCCACCACGACGGAUGAUCCCGGCUCGGACUUUUCUGCCGAUCUGUUCCCUCAAGUCAACGAAACUGUCGGCAAAGGGGCGCUUGCGCCGCGACGCACAGAGCCCUUGUUCUCUGUCGCCUCUGGUCAAGAUAGUCUAUGGGACAAGCAAUUCAAGCACCCCUCCUCUGCUGCUGGCGUUCGCCCCGCCGCCGCCGCUGCUGCUGCUGCUCAAGAGGCCGAGCAGCAGUCGAUACUCUCCGACGUUCGCAUGAUCAUCCUGUGCAGUUCCACGUCGUACGAUGUGCAGCUCGUUGAAAACACAAUCAAUCGUGGUCGCGCAGCCAAGGACGAAAUUAUCUGUUCUGGUGCCGGUACGAGCGCUGUUGGGCUCACAUCACGCCGAACGCGGUCCAGUAUUUCGUCCGGGAGUGACUUUUCCGCAUUGUCUGGUAUCGAGGUGGUCAAAGCCAGACCCAAGCUGCUCACUAGCGACGUCAUCUACCGCCCAUUAAUCGGCGCUCCAAUCACUGUUCGCAAUGCCGAUGCGAUGCGACUGUACGAGGAAGAGUACUUGAACGAUGUCAUUCUGGACUUUUACAUCAACUAUUUCUUGACCGUCAAAGCAUCGGACGCGCAGCGCAAUCAAUGCCACGUUUUCAGCACCUUCUUUUACAGUCGACUGACUGGAACUCAUAGUAGCAGCGAUCCCUUCUCCCGGGACCGCAACGGCACCAGCCCGACUGAGAAAUCCAGCUCGCAAGAUCUCAUGGACAUCAAGUACCAACAUGUUCGGACCUGGACGCGCAACGUCGAUAUUUUUUCCAAGGACUUUUUGUUCUUUCCCAUCAACGCCAGCCAACACUGGUACUUUAUGGUCGUGUGCUACCCUGGAAAGUUUGCAGAGAGUUUCCUUGCCCAGUCAGAGUCGGAUGCUGCCACAAGUCGCCCAGGCUCAACCGACUCUGGGCCACAACCGAUGAAUGGGGAUAGUGCUGAGAGAUCCGUCCACAAGUCGUCGUCGCCUGAGGAGCCGACAGAGCCAGCCGACCCUGCCGCCAGCCCCGUCCCCAGCGCCAGCAGCUUGGUUGUCGAGCCCGCCGACUCGCCAAGUGACGAUACUCAGCUGUCCACUCCUUCCUUGCUUGAGCUGCCGUCCGAGGCGAACGCUCCUUCCAAGUCCUCAACCACGAUGCCUCAAAUUAUCAUGUUUGAUUCUUUAAACGGAUCCUUUCGAUCCCAAGUCUCCAGACAGUUGCUCGGCUAUCUAUCAUCCGAGUGGAAAAACAAACGGGCCGAGCAGCCACCUGUCGAUUUUCGUUCCAUGAAAGGCAGCGUGGCCAAGUGCCCCAAACAAACCAACUAUUGCGACUGUGGCGUGUACUUGUUGGAGUUGAUGGAGCGAUUCAUCAUCGACCCGACCGCGGGGCUUCAUUGCAACGCAACCUGGUUCUCGCCCAGCGACAUUUCCAACAAGCGAACAGCGAUGCGCAAUCUCGUCGCAAGCCUUGCGCAAGAGCAGCCUCCGACCAAUUCUGAUGUGGACGUUGAGGGUGACGGAGACAAGCACACUGAUGGAGAGGAUGACGAUGUCAUUGCGCAUUCGGACGAUCCAAGUGUGCACUUUGCCCAGACCAUCACGCCAAGCGUCGUCGAGGUCCAGCCUUCAAUACUGAGCUUGGGCACCCUGCCACCUAGCCUUAACUACGCGACAUCUCCGAGCCACGAUCGCAUGGACGAUUCGUCAAUGGACGAGACUCAAGCUGCGGUAGUGGCCAUGCAUGUAGAAUCACUUGCAGCAGAAUCGCCAUCGUCCGACCAGACCUCCUCCUCCUCCAAUGCGCGUCGUGUUUCUGCGCCCUUUCACGCCCAAUCUUCCAACAACAACGGCAACAACAACGGCAACAACAACAACAACAACAACAACAACAACGGACUCUUUAGCACCAGCGCUCAUUUGGCUGCCUUGCGCCCUGACAUUUCCGUGCCCGCGCGCCCAUGCUCGCCUUUCGAUAACAUGCCCUCACUCGAGGCGUCCCAGCCGAUGGACGAUUACCCCGACGAUCGUCUGUCACUGGCUGUCGAUCAGCCACCCGAGGCUGCGACCAACGGGACUCUUGGACCCCACCUUCGCGGUGAAUGGAAUGGCUACCAGGUGGUUGUUUAUCACUCACCCAUGUCUGCGACCGUGCUGACUGACAAGAAAUGGGUCGACCGAGAGAUUAAGCUCAUGAGCAAUCACCUAAAGCACGAGCACAUUGCGCCGCUUCUCGACCACGCGCUGGUGCCAACUGGCGGCAUCAACUUGAUCUACGAAUGCCUGCCGAACGGGACGGUGCGCGACUGGCUGGAUGGCAAGCACAAGGCUCGCCUCACCGGGCACCAGCGUCAGGACGUUAUCGAAAGCGUCGCCCGCGCGAUGCUCUACGCGCAAACAGCCAGCCGCAACCAGCCGAUUUUCCAUCUUCGACUCUCAACUGCGAGUGUGCUGCUGAAUGCUGCGGGCGUUGCCAAAGUGACCAACUUUGGCUUUGUGCCCCCCUUUGCAGGAGCGUCCUCUGCGCAGUUAUUGUGCUCUGCCGUCCGCGCCACAUUGUGCCCCGCAUAUUUGAGUUUGGGCAAAGUCUCGCUCACGACGGACGUGCAUUCGUUUGGCAUGCUAAUCCUUGAGAUGUGGACUGCCCAAUUGCCCAGCUUUGAGCUGAAGCGUCUGGACAGCGACGGCUUGGCCAGCCAGCUCGACCGAGAGGUUGAGUGGCAGGAGCGCAUGCAACGCGUUGCGGAAGACGCAUGCAACGUUGCGAUUGAGUGUCUGCGCGACUCACCAGAGGAGCGUCCAGACUUUUCCACUGUUUUGCAGCGCUUGACCGAGAGGAGCACGGCCUCGGCUGCUGACAGCAAGGUGGUUCGCCGAGGCGAGUGUCUGUGGUGUGUCAAGCGAGCGCGGAGCGUGUCGCUUCUCCCAUGUCGCCACGCUUGUGUGUGCGAACCGUGUGCUCAAGGAUCCAAGGGACAGAAGCCCUGUCCUGUCUGCCGCACACCAUGGCAGGCGUCGAGCCCGAGCCCGAGCCGUGUCAUUGAUCUCCAUUGAUUUUCGAGCCGUCCCACAACAUUUCCUCCCUCGAUUUAUUUAUUUUCUUGUACAACAGCUGAGCUUGCGUGUAUGCUUUGUACCCCAUGUGCAAUGCCCAUCCC
Capsaspora owczarzaki ATCC 30864 is the source of this 5417-nucleotide messenger RNA. RefSeq lists its product as hypothetical. NCBI's taxonomy places the organism in Eukaryota, Filasterea, Ministeriida, Capsasporidae. The coding region runs from base 61 to 5313 and encodes 1750 amino acids. Gene Ontology annotation, biological process: protein desumoylation; protein phosphorylation. The record is from RefSeq and is a predicted model, not a curated record. Gene Ontology annotation, molecular function: protein kinase activity; ATP binding; SUMO-specific endopeptidase activity. Gene Ontology annotation, cellular component: cytoplasm; nucleus. The transcript has 9 exons.